Molecule: messenger RNA, 792 nt
Organism: Nestor notabilis (Kea)
Lineage: Eukaryota; Metazoa; Chordata; Aves; Psittaciformes; Psittacidae
Product: GTP-binding protein SAR1a-like
Exons: 2
Biological process (GO): membrane organization; vesicle organization; endoplasmic reticulum to Golgi vesicle-mediated transport
Cellular component (GO): COPII vesicle coat; endoplasmic reticulum exit site
Molecular function (GO): GTPase activity; GTP binding
Source: RefSeq, a predicted model, not a curated record
GCGCUAAUGACAGAUGAAACAAUAUCCAACGUGCCAAUCCUUAUCUUGGGUAACAAAAUCGACAGACCAGAGGCCAUCAGUGAGGAGAAGCUGCGGGAGAUCUUUGGGCUCUACGGACAGACCACAGGAAAGGGAAAUGUGCCACUGAAAGACCUGAAUGCACGCCCCAUGGAGGUGUUCAUGUGCAGCGUGCUGAAGAGGCAAGGCUACGGCGAGGGCUUCCGCUGGCUAUCGCAGUACAUUGACUGAUACUUGGAUGGACACAAGAGUUUUACUCCUCUGGACUGAUCCUGUUCACAGCUUCCUAUGGACUUUUCUAUUUAGAACACGGAAGGUUUUCCAACCGCAUACUGGCGUUGACCAAGAGACUCCUGGUUUUCGGCUGCCCUGUCGCACAGUGGUGACACAACUCUUUUCCACGUGACGGGGAGGCAGCACCAUUCUGCACGCGGGUGCGAGUCAUCCCCUUCAGUUCGGUUACAGCGGGGCUGGUGUGAUGUGGGAAGUCAAACUCUGCACGCUGCACUGUAACAGCUGAGAAAGAGAGCACGUCUCACCACUGUGGUUAAUUGACUUAAAGGAAGAAAAAGCAAUUAUAUUUUUUAAAGAAAGUGUUAAUGUAAACAGCGUCCCUUCUGACUUUUUAGUUUAACGUUCAUCUUGUUUAGUCCAGAGUCUGGUUAGGGUUUUUUAAAAAUAUAUUUAACGAUAUUUAGGUAUUUCACAAAUUACUGAACCAAGGUAUCACGAUAUUAGAAGUCCUUAAUAAACAUAGCAUUUGGGCUUAACCGA